Molecule: messenger RNA, 533 nt
Organism: Verruconis gallopava
Lineage: Eukaryota; Fungi; Ascomycota; Dothideomycetes; Venturiales; Sympoventuriaceae
Exons: 2
Coding region: 162-533 (123 amino acids)
Source: RefSeq, a predicted model, not a curated record
UAUUCAACUGACUAUGCACGAGUCUGGAGAGCACUAAACAAUACUCUCAUAUUUGGAUUUUGUUCAAACAAUGUCUGCUCAACAAUAUAAUCAAUUCUUCGAUUUGGAUAGUGCAACGGAAGAAGACGACCGUGAUAGUUUCAGCGGGGACGGGAUGCGUGAUGAGAGAUGACGAAAAUGAUAGCGAGGAUGUCGUGGACGAUGAUGUCAGUGAGAGUGAGUCCAGCAUAUACACCUCGUCCGACGAAGAACCUACCACCGAGGACUUGGCUUUUAUUGUGCCUGAUACAUACGAGCCCAGUGGUGAUAAUGACGAUGUGAUCAGUGAAGAAGAUGUACACGUGUAUCAUAUAGAGGGUUAUGGCACGUUCAUCCCACUUUCAGGAUAUGAGGAUCUGAUGUUGAGGCCAUCGCUGAAGCUUCGUAUACUUCGAAACCACACGGUGGAGCAGCCAGCACGUUUUCUUCGCCUCGGCCGCUCUGCCCAAGACUCUACGUGUUCCUCAUCAAUCACUUCGGUUUCAGAUACCUAG